AUGCUUACCCCAGGAAAGCGUCUCAUCCUAUGCUUAGAUGGGACAUGGGUAAACAGCGACCAAGGUUUCAACCGGCCGACCCUGGAUCAGCCAAAUGCCACUUUGCAAAUUCCGACGAAUGUCACGCGCGCCUAUCGCGCCCUGAAGAAAAGGGACUCGGCCGGAUGGACCCAGAUCAUGUACUAUCAUUCUGGAGUUGGUACCAGUGGAGGUCUAGCGGAUUCACUCGCCGGUGGAGUCUUUGGUGCUGGUGUUUCUGAAAACAUUAGGGAAGCAUACAGCUUCAUCGCAACAAACUACGAACCUGGCGAUGAGAUUGUCCUGGUCGGGUUCUCUCGUGGUGCAUUCACUGCCCGUAGUGUCGCAGGUCUCAUCACUGAGAUUGGCCUCCUCACUUCCAAGGGAAUGGAGUUUCUCUAUCCGAUCUUUAAAGAUGUAGAGAAUGCAAAGGACCCUCACUAUAAGGACAAGUUCCCCACAGUACCGUUCAGUCACAAGCCAAGAACACCAAAUAACGGAAGAGAAUACAAGCGUCGGCUUGAAGAGGAUGGCCUGACGCGAGUGUAUGACCCAGACGGGUAUCCUAUCAAGGUUCGCUGUGUUGCGGUCUGGGACACUGUUGGGAGUCUAGGUUUUUCCGCCAUCUUUUGGAGCCAACAGGCCGCAAUGUUGAUGUUCAAUAGGCAUCCCGGAUACAGACCUCGCAAAGAAACUCGAAAUCCCACGUUCUACAAGAGAAUAACACUCGCCCUCGAUGAAGACCGCACAUCCUUCGCCCCGGCAAUAUGGGAACGACCAGCGCAAUGUCGCACUGACCUCCGACAAGCGUGGUUCUGUGGAGCUCACUCGAAUGUCGGAGGCGGUCUCAACGACCAGGAACUAGCCAACAUCACCAUGGCCUGGAUGAUGGACCAGCUCACCUCCAUCGGCGUAGCCUUCGAAGAAGACACCAUUGACAGACUUUUCGAAGAAAGCGUCCGCUACUAUUACCACUAUCGUCAAGAAGCACAGCCCGCAACAGAAAAUACCAAACGUAAGCGACGAACUGAAUGGGCCAUUCCUUCUAUCUAUGAUGCACACAGACCAGUUCGACCGUGGGGUCUGGGUGAAAUCAUUGAUCCUGUAACAGGGAUUUAUCACCUUGCCGGCAAGACGACUCGCACACCGGGUAUGUAUCGGUAUACAGAUCCUAGUACCGGGCGUCCAACUUCUGAAUUCUUGGAGAAUACGAACGAGCGCAUCCACCGAAGUGUUCGCAUUCGACUUUCUCUUGAAGGGUUAGGGUAUAAUGAUGAAGAGCCUUACAAAUGUCGCGCACUGCUGAAGAAGGGGCCUUGGCAGCUCAAACGAAUGCGUGUAGUAUCCCGCCGCCAGAUUGAAGAUAACUUUGGAGACGAGGAGAUUGUGGAACAGGAUCAAGACCGCUGGGGGUGGGUGUACGCUGGACCCAAGGAGGACGAGCCGCCGGAAACGCUCAUGAUGGAGGAGCCUCUGGGUCCUUUCGAGGAUCAAUUGCUUCGGUAUAGCAAAGGCCGGGCAUUCUACAAAGCUCUUCUUGCGGAGACCGAGCGAUGA
Molecule: messenger RNA, 1575 nt
Organism: Penicillium atrosanguineum
Lineage: Eukaryota; Fungi; Ascomycota; Eurotiomycetes; Eurotiales; Aspergillaceae
Product: T6SS phospholipase effector Tle1-like catalytic domain-containing protein
Exons: 6
Coding region: 1-1575 (524 amino acids)
Source: RefSeq, a predicted model, not a curated record